Pteronotus mesoamericanus is the source of this 4583-nucleotide messenger RNA. It is a transcript of the gene PRR3, whose product is annotated as proline rich 3. The transcript is spliced from 5 exons. Lineage: Eukaryota; Metazoa; Chordata; Mammalia; Chiroptera; Mormoopidae. Bases 583 to 1254 code for a protein of 223 amino acids. Gene Ontology annotation, molecular function: RNA binding; metal ion binding. The record is from RefSeq and is a predicted model, not a curated record.
CCUGGGGAGAGAGGGGUGCGGACAAAACGCUGCAGCUCUCCCAGCCCCGGGGCUUGACCUGAAAGGGCUGAGAGUGCUCGCCGGGGAUUGGAGCCCAGUUCUGCGUUACACUGUGGGUAGAGUCAGAGGUCUAGAACCGUGAUGGCGGUCUGAAGCAUCCUGAGGCCGCCCUGCCGGAACCCAAAUUACUGAUGGAAAGAAUGAGAAGAGGCAGGUUUACAGAUCAAAAGGACAAGUGCAGGCAAGGAGGGAAACCCUGGUGUUACUAGGGCUUUGGGAGGAAGGUCAGAGGUCACGAAGUUGUGCCUGCAGCUGUUACCAUAGUAACCGGGGACCGGAUGUGGCGGUCUUAGGGUGCGACAGCCCUCUUUUCAGACCUUAUAGCGCGAGAAUUUGAGGACUCUACACUGGGAAGCCGGUCGUGGAGGUUUUUUCAGCAAGGAGAGAAAGGAAUUUUUUAAGCAUUUACAGUAGCGCAACGAAGGGAAAAUUUGAGAUUGCCGCUGUGCCUUGGCAGAGACCAAGGGAGGCAGCUCACGUGAGAAAGCCGCACAAAGGCUCCCACGCCUUUCCGGAAGCUAAAUGGGGGCGCCUCGGCCUCCACGGCCACCGCCCCCCGGAAGCGGAAACAAUCCCAGCGUGCCCCUUCCUCACCGUCCUCCAAAUCACGCUGCAGCCAUUGCAGCAACCACGAUGCCCAAACGAAAGAAGCAGGAUCAGCAGAAGCAGCCGCUGGACCCUCAAGUACCAAAGCGGGAAGAGAUUGGAAACGAAGACGAUGGGAGUCCUACGGGAUCACCCAGCCUUCUGGGCCCUCCCCCCAUAGCCAAUGGAAAGCCUGGUGACCCCAAGUCAGCUCUUCACAGAGGUCCUCCAGGAUCAAGGGGACUGAUGAUUCCACCACUGCUGACUCUCCCACCUCCUCCCCGGGGCAGAAGCCCAAUUUGGGGAGGCUUUGGCCCCAGGUCUGGCCCAUAUGGUCAUGGUUGGUGGGGGGUCAAUGCUGAGCCUCCUUUUCCCAGACCAGGCCAUAGUAGUUCCUCCAGGGGAGGCUUUCACAAAGAACAGAGACAUCCUCGAAGGCUCAAAAGCUGGUCACUUGUCAAGAAUACCUGCCCUCCCAAUAAUGAACCCCAGGUUAUGGAAGACAAAUCUGACCGCCCUGUUUGCCGACACUUUGCCAAAAAGGGCCACUGUCGUUAUGAGGACCUCUGUGCCUUCUACCACCCAGGCGUCAACGGACCUCCUCUGUGAGACUGCCUUCCCAUCCAAGCUGGAAGGAGCCCUCUGUGACUUAGUGGCCACAUAUUUCCCUGUGGCCCUGUGAUGGCUACUGUGAUGCUGUUCCAUCCACCACCUCCCAGUCAGUGACACCCACCCCUAUCCACCACCUCUCCCAUUUGAGGUCCAGAGUUGUGUUUCAUCACUGGUGUACCAUGUGAUCUUCUGAUCAGCUCCAAGAGACUUGCCUUCAGUAUUCCAUCUUUGCUCCUUUCAACUGCUUCCUGGAUCUCCUCUCCUUCGCCAACUGAAUGCCGAGCAGGAAGUUUAUUUGGUGCUGUUUCUUGUGCAAUUGUCCAUCCAGCCCCCAGUAUUGCCCUCAAUUCCUGAGCCCUGUAGCAGUUUCCUACCAUUCCCUCCUUCUAGCUGCUUGUUUUAAGUCCUUUUUAUGUGGUACCCUUACUCCAAUGUCAGCAACUCCCCAAUGUCUGUGAAACUCCCCAGGUCUGGCCUGGGGUCAAAUUUCAAUGACUGGUACAGAGUCACUCCCUGAAAAACCACUCUCCCUGCAAUUGGAUUUUGUAGCUUCGCCAUCAGUAGCAUGGCCUCCGCUACUGCUGUGGUCUGUCCUCACUGUGCUUUGUGAACUGUGCACCCCCUCAUAGCCUUUCUCAGUGUCCAUGGCAUUUCUGUGGCUUCCCAACACUGCAGUAUUUCUGCCAAAAUGAGUGAGGCUUUUGGUGCCCUCAAGACUUUCCCCACCUCCCAGCAUGGGAGAACUGUGAAACUUUCUAUAAGACUGCCUCCUUGGCCUCAUUAGGUGUCCUCUGAACCCUCUGGUGGGCCUACCCUAUCCCCUCUACAGCCCUUUUAGUUAAACUGCAUCAUUGUGAGGCCAGCAGGCCUUUUUGUUUGAAUUCUGUGAAUCCACCUGGCCUGUCUGGGUGGAACUUAGACAGUACUAUCGUCCUCGGUCCAACCUCUACAUCCCUGGUACUGGUUGUUUUCUGUGAAAACAACAGUGAACAGGCUCAGUCUUGAACUGACCCUGAGGGAAUGGGUCAGGAGUUGUUUGGGCAAGAGGGAGAAGUGAGAGCUGUUGAAGAACUGAAAGUGAAAUUUUUUUUCUUUUUAAGAUAUUUUAUACUAGUAAUAAAUGCAAAGGAAAUGAGCAUUUUCUUUAAUUCCUAUGUUCAGUUGUCUGUGAAGGUGCAGAUGAGGGUAUUCUCAUUGAAGAUUUUUUUAAGCAUCAUUUUUUUCAGAUUUUAUUUUUAGAGAGGGGAAAGGACGGAGAAAGGGAGAGACAUCCAUGCGUGGUUGCCUCUUUGUGCACUCCCUACUAGGGACCUGGCUGGCAACCCAACCAUGUGUCCCUACACUGGGAAUAGAACCAACAAACACUUCUUUUUGCAUGCCGGCAUUCAAUCCAUGAGCCACACCGGCCAGGGCUUGAAGUCAUUUAUUCUUCAUUUAGUUCAUACACAGUGGUGAAAGAGAAAGGCAAAGCUUAAGUUUCUUCCAGGCUGAAGGAACCAGUUGGGGUCCCAUUAACUGGACUAGGCUGCAUUAUGUUAAGGUUAAAAUUUUGUGGGAGAAAGGAACAACCAAAUAGCCGUGGAGUAAUUUUUAAACAUCUUUGUGUGUAGGUUUGAUAUUUAUGGAGUGAUGAUGACAAAGCAAUCUUUCAAUAAAUAUUUGUUGAGCCAGGCACUAUACUAGGCACUAGAGACAACAGCCAAAACCAGUAAGUUGAAAAUCUACAAACGGGAACAUGUUAUUCCAAAAAAUCACAAAUACAUGUGAAGUUAGAGGUCAAUAGUGCUGUAGAGAAGUAAGACAUGAUGAAAGGGGGAGUAUGUGAUAAAGGGAACCUUGGAAGAUGACAACAGGCAAACUGAAGGAUGAGUAGGUAAGAUGGUAGAACACAUACAAUAAAGUUGCAGGAUACAAAAUGUACAAAAAUCCACAGCUUUCCUAUGUACUAACAAGGGGGGGAAAUGAGAAACAAUUCCUUUUGCAACUGAAACCAAGAGAACAAAAUACCUACUAAUAAAGGACAUGAAACACCUAUAUACUGAAAAUUACAAUGUAUUACUAAAAGAUACAAAGAGACAGCAUGGGAAGAUACUCUGUUCAUGGAUUGGAAGAAUCAACAUAGUUAAAAUGACCAUAUUGUUGAAAGCAAUAUACAGAUUUAAUGCAGUCCCCAUCAAAAUACCAAUGGUUUUUUUUUUUUAGAGAAAUAGAACAAAAGAAUCAGAUUUAUAUGGAACUACAAAAAAAAAAAUAGCCAACGCAAUUCUGAAAGAAGCUGGAGGUAUCACAUUACUUGGCUUGAAAUUACGCUACAGAGCUACAAUAAUCAAAACAGCAUGGUAUUGGCAGAAAACUCAUGCACAUAUCCAUGGAGCAGAACUGAGCCCAAAUAUCAAACCACAUGUAUAUGGACAUAAUUUUUGACAAUGGAGUCAGAAACAAUCGGGGUGGGGGGACAGAGGGGCGUCUCUUCAAAAAUGGUGCUGGGAAAAUUGGAAAGACAUGCAAAAGAAAGAAACUAGACUAUUUGUCCCUAUGUACAAAAAUUAAAUCAAAAUGGAUCAAAGACAUGUAAGAUCUGAAACAAUAAAUUACAUAGAAGAAAACAGAUACUAAAUUUAUGGACUUUGGUUGUGGAGAACAUUUUAUGAAUUUGACCUCAAAGGAAAGGAAGUAAAGGCAAAAAUAAAUGAAAUGAACCAUAGUAAACUAAAAGGCUUCUGCACAGCAUAAGAAACCAGCAACAAAACAGGCAACUGACUGAAUGGGAGAUGAGAUUUGCAAACAACAGCUCUGACAAAUUUUUAAUAUCCAAAAUACAUAAAGAGAUGAAUAAAAAUACCACACAAUCUAAUUGAAAAAUGGGCAGAGAACCUGAACAGACACCUCUCCCCAAAAGACACAAAUAGUGAACAUUUACAUGAAAAGAUGUUCAACCUCACUAGCUAUUAGGAAGAUGCAAAUCAAAACUACAAUGAGAUACCACUUCAUACCUGUUAGAAUGGCUUUUAUCAAGACAGGUAAUAACAAAUGUUGGAGAAGUUGUGGAGAAAAGGGAACUCUCAUUCACUGCUGGUGGGAGUGUAGGCUGGUACAGCCACUGUGGAGAAUGGUCUGGCACUUCCUCAAAAAAAUUAAGAAUAGUGUUACCAUAUGACUCAGCAAUCCAUCUCCUAGGUAUCUACCAAAAAAACUCAAAAACAUAUUCACAAAGAUAUAUGCACCCCUAUCAUUAAAGCAUUAUCCGCAGUGGCCAAGACAUGGAGACAACCAAAGUGUCCUUCAACAGAAGAUUCAAUAAAGAUUUGAGAAAGUAGAAGGGAGAA